Odobenus rosmarus divergens (Pacific walrus) is the source of this 3332-nucleotide messenger RNA. RefSeq names its product ras homolog family member T1 (gene RHOT1). Gene Ontology annotation, molecular function: protein kinase binding; GTP binding; calcium ion binding. The record is from RefSeq and is a predicted model, not a curated record. The coding region runs from base 229 to 2343 and encodes 704 amino acids. The transcript is spliced from 21 exons. Gene Ontology annotation, cellular component: cell cortex; plasma membrane; cytoplasmic vesicle. NCBI's taxonomy places the organism in Eukaryota, Metazoa, Chordata, Mammalia, Carnivora, Odobenidae. Gene Ontology annotation, biological process: regulation of cell shape; regulation of mitochondrion organization; establishment or maintenance of cell polarity.
CGGCGCCCCGUCGGCCCCGCCGCCGCCGCCGCCGCCACCGCCCGCGGAGCCGGAGGAGGCGGAGCUGGAGCUGUCCCGGCUCCCGAGCGGGGAAGCAGGCGAGGAGGCGGCGCGGCGGGCCCUGGCCGAGGAUCGGGCGGGGCGGCGGGGGAGGCUGGCAGGCGGUGCCGGCAGCGCUGGGAGUGCGGCUCCGCGGGGUAGGCGCUCCCGGCGAGAGGUGUCCGCUCCAUGCGUGCGGGCCCAGCCCGGCCCCUGCGAGCCGCCGACAUGAAGAAAGACGUGCGGAUCCUGCUGGUGGGAGAACCUAGAGUUGGGAAGACAUCACUGAUUAUGUCUCUGGUCAGUGAAGAAUUCCCAGAAGAGGUUCCUCCCCGGGCAGAAGAAAUUACCAUUCCAGCUGAUGUCACCCCUGAGAGAGUUCCAACACACAUCGUAGAUUACUCAGAAGCAGAACAGAGUGAUGAACAGCUUCAUCAAGAGAUAUCACAGGCUAAUGUCAUCUGCAUAGUUUAUGCUGUUAACAAUAAGCAUUCUAUUGAUAAGGUAACAAGUCGAUGGAUUCCUCUUAUAAAUGAAAGAACAGACAAAGACAGCAGGCUGCCUUUGAUACUUGUUGGGAACAAAUCUGAUCUGGUGGAAUAUAGUAGUAUGGAGACCAUCCUUCCCAUUAUGAACCAGUAUACAGAAAUAGAAACCUGUGUGGAGUGUUCAGCAAAAAACCUCAAGAACAUAUCAGAGCUCUUUUAUUACGCACAGAAAGCUGUUCUUCAUCCUACCGGGCCCCUGUACUGCCCAGAGGAGAAAGAGAUGAAACCAGCCUGUAUAAAAGCCCUCACCCGUAUAUUUAAAAUAUCUGAUCAAGAUAAUGAUGGCACUCUCAAUGAUGCUGAACUCAACUUCUUUCAGAGGAUUUGUUUCAAUACUCCAUUAGCUCCCCAAGCUCUGGAAGAUGUCAAGAAUGUAGUCCGGAAACAUAUAAGUGAUGGUGUGGCUGACAGUGGAUUGACAUUGAAAGGUUUUCUUUUUUUACACACACUUUUUAUCCAGAGAGGGAGACACGAAACUACCUGGACUGUGCUUCGACGAUUUGGUUAUGAUGAUGAUCUGGAUUUGACACCCGAGUAUUUAUUCCCCUUGCUAAAAAUACCUCCUGAUUGCACUACUGAAUUAAAUCAUCAUGCGUAUUUGUUUCUUCAGAGCACCUUUGACAAGCAUGAUUUGGAUAGAGACUGUGCUUUGUCACCUGAUGAGCUUAAAGAUUUGUUUAAAGUUUUCCCUUACAUACCGUGGGGGCCAGAUGUGAAUAACACAGUUUGUACAAAUGAAAGAGGCUGGAUAACUUACCAGGGAUUUCUUUCCCAGUGGACGCUCACGACCUACUUAGACGUCCAGCGAUGCCUGGAGUAUUUGGGCUAUCUAGGCUAUUCUAUAUUGACUGAGCAAGAGUCUCAAGCUUCAGCCAUUACAGUAACAAGAGAUAAAAAGAUAGACCUUCAGAAAAAACAGACUCAAAGAAAUGUGUUCAGAUGUAAUGUAAUUGGGAUGAAAAACUGUGGGAAGAGUGGAGUUCUUCAGGCUCUUCUUGGAAGAAACUUAAUGAGGCAGAAGAAAAUUCGUGAUGAUCAUAAAUCCUACUAUGCGAUCAACACUGUUUAUGUAUAUGGACAAGAGAAAUACUUGUUGUUGCAUGAUAUCUCUGAAUCGGAAUUUCUAACUGAGGCUGAGAUCAUUUGUGAUGUUGUGUGCCUGGUAUAUGACGUCAGUAACCCCAAAUCCUUUGAAUACUGUGCUAGGAUUUUUAAGCAACACUUCAUGGACAGCAGAAUACCUUGCUUAAUCAUAGCUGCAAAGUCAGACCUGCAUGAAGUCAAACAAGACUAUAGUAUUUCACCUGCUGAUUUCUGCAGGAAACACAAAAUGCCUCCACCACAAGCCUUCACUUGCAAUACUGCUGAAGCACCCAGUAAAGAUAUCUUUGUUAAACUGACAACGAUGGCCAUGUACCCAGAGGAUCAUUACAGAGACAGACUCUCCCGAGACAUGGGCAACACUGAUAGAAUAGAGAAUUUGAGAAAAAUCUGGGUCUUUCUAAAAACUGCUUUCCAUGCCCGGUUACGCUGUAUGUGCACCUGCAACAGGUGUACAUUUUGCAUCUGUCAGAACUUCCUCAACUCAGACUUGCUGCAAUCUGUAAAGAACAAAAUCUUCACUGCAGUUCUUAACAGGCAUGUGACACAAGCUGACCUCAAGAGCUCCACGUUUUGGCUUCGAGCAAGUUUUGGUGCUACUGUUUUUGCAGUUUUGGGUUUUGCUAUGUACAAAGCAUUGUUGAAACAGCGAUGAUUAAAAAAAAAAAUACUGGCCCUACCAAAAACAAAUACUUUUAUGUAUUUAUGUAUGCUUUAAAUUCUGCUAGAAAUAUUGAGAUAUUUAUACAUGCAGAGUUACUUUAUUAAUAUUUGUAAUUCAUGCAUAAGAGUAUUUUAAUGAUAGUUAUAACUGCAGUAUUGGCUAGCAUAUGGAAAGAAAGAGCUUAACAGCCAAACUAAAAUGGCUAAAUUUCAGAGGCCAAAAGGGAAUAUUUUGUAAAUAAUGUACAUAUUCAGGCAAGAUAUGGUCUCCCAAACUAAAUUCUAGAAAUGUUGUUUCUAGAUGUUUCUACAUGGUAUUGUUAGUGUUCGGUUGGCCCACUCUCCUAGAUCUAAGUCAGCUCAGAGAUUGUAUUUACUCAUGGAUCACUUAUUUAUUUCACAUUUUACUCAGAACGAUCCUUUGGGUUCUUCAAAGAACACCAGGCACAAUUUGCCAUUUUCUCUCCAUUUUUAAAAACAGAUACGUCCCGGUCGGCUCACACCUCUCUUUCAGUCAUUCGUUGGCAGGCCAGCCUCGAAGCUGUCGUGCUGUGUAGAAAGUUGCAUAGCUGAGUGAAGUGCUUCUUGAAGGAAGGAGUGAGUUAAAGGCAGUUAGCUGGGGCAUUACCUAUAUGAUUAUGUUGCUUCCUUUGUCUGUAUGUGGAAUUUUAUAGCCCUUUCAAUCAAAUGAGAAAAAAGAUUUGUAUAUUAUCAAUGUUUUUAGUUUAAAUAAACAGUCACCGUUACUACUACUGAACUUCCUCCCCCAGUGUACAUCAUUUGAUAACGGCCGUGUCUGUUAUAACGUCUUAGAGUGGCUGCACGUGUCAAAGUGUUCUCUGUCUGGCUAGGAUAACCCGGAGGCAGCACUUGUUUAAAUGGUAAAAUAAAUCUAAUGAACAUAAGCUCUCAUGAUAAACCUAUUUUUUUUCCAUCAUCAACCUUUUCGAGUAUUUAAAUAAAUAACUGCUGUGGACCAUG